CUCAAAUAUGAGAUACCCUUAAUAUUGAUUUGCAUUAGGAUUAUCCGGAAAGAAAAUUUGUUUGGCGCUGCUGCGGUGUUAGCUGAACUUACUCCAUGCACCUCCCCUACUACCUUCCUCGCUCUCCUCCUUCUUCAUCCGGGAAAUCAAUCUUUCUCCUUAAUCAUCAUGUAAACAAGUGGAAGAAUCACAGACACAAAGUUGUGAAGAAAUGUUUAGGAGCGUCUAUAUACUGUUCAAGCGAUGUUCCCUCUAUUCAGCAAUUGAGUCAUGCUCGGCUUAUUUAUUCCGUUGCUCCAUCUAUGGGCCACAAUCAGGAGUCUCAUCCAGAAUCACAUUUUAGAGUUCCUGCUAUUGUCACUGCCCUCCAACAAAUGAAACUCACUUCAAAGUUUCGUGGCUCUGAGGUCAUUGAACUUCAAAAUUUUGAGCCUGCUUCUACCGACGACAUUGCAAGUGUGCAUGCAAGAGCCUAUGUUUCUGGGCUUGAAAAGGUUAUGGAUCAAGCUUUGGAGAAGGGACUUAUUGUCGUUGAUGGUUCAGGACCAACAUACGCUACUUCCACUACCUUCCAGGAGUCAAUAGUAGCAGCUGGUGCUGGAUUAGCCUUAGUUGACUCAGUGGUCGCAGCUUCAAAGAUAAUGAAAGAUCCACCCACUGGUUUUGCAUUGAUAAGACCACCAGGACAUCACGCCAUUCCAAAAGGACCUAUGGGCUUCUGCAUUUUUGGAAAUGUGGCCAUUGCAGCUCGUCAUGCUCAGCGUGUUCAUGGACUGAAGCGCGUGUUUAUAAUUGACUUUGAUGUUCACCACGGGAAUGGAACAAAUGAUGCUUUCUACGAUGAUCCAGACGUAUUUUUCCUUUCCUUCCAUCAAGAUGGAAGCUAUCCAGGUACCGGCAAAUUUGAUGAGGUGGGGGCUGGGGAUGGUGAAGGAACCACAUUAAAUCUGCCUCUUCCUGGAGGUUCAGGUGAUACUGCUAUUAGAUCUGUGUUCGAUGAAGUUGUUGUACCUUGUGCUCAAAGAUUUAAGCCAGACAUCAUUCUUGUUUCUGCUGGGUAUGAUGGCCACGUGUUAGAUCCACUAGCUAAUCUUCAAUUAACAACGGGAACAUAUUACAUGCUUGCGUCCAGUAUUAAACAACUAGCAAAAGACUUAUGUGGGGGACGAUGUGUAUUUUUCUUGGAAGGAGGAUAUAAUCUCAAGUCUCUUUCAUAUUCAGUGGCAGACACAUUUCGUGCUCUUCUUGGGGACAAAAGCUUGGCAUCUGAGUUUGAUAACCCAAAUAUUUUGUAUGAAGAGCCAACAAAAAAGAUUAAGCAAGCAAUUCAGAGGAUAAAAUGCGUUCAUUCCCUGUGAUGUUGAAAAUCAAAACAUGCCAUUAUCUAGGGCCGUCUCAACCAUUAGGCAAGUAAAGCCCUUGCUUAAUGGCAUUAUCAACCUGUAUCUAGCAUCAAAUUUUCAUUUUUGUAAAGUCUAUGUCCCUUGGGUGGCCAUCAUCCCACUUGUCCCAUAGAAGAAGGCAAUCCAUCGUGCAAGAUUGUUGUGGUCCCUGAAUAAGAACUUCACUUUUGCUGCAACACUUGAGUAUAAUAAAUUAAUUUAUUGUCAAAAUAUUUUUACAAAUUCUUUAUCUGUAAGCUAAUUUUCUUAUAUUUCGUUGUUAUUAAGUCAAAUGAUAUUCUCAUUUCAUAAACAUUGAAGAAUAAA
Medicago truncatula (barrel medic) is the source of this 1709-nucleotide messenger RNA. RefSeq names its product histone deacetylase 14. Gene Ontology annotation, molecular function: histone deacetylase activity. The coding region runs from base 96 to 1358 and encodes 420 amino acids. The transcript has 9 exons. Gene Ontology annotation, cellular component: cytoplasm; histone deacetylase complex. NCBI's taxonomy places the organism in Eukaryota, Viridiplantae, Streptophyta, Magnoliopsida, Fabales, Fabaceae. The record is from RefSeq and is a predicted model, not a curated record. Gene Ontology annotation, biological process: epigenetic regulation of gene expression.